UUCAAUUGAUUAUCAUCAUUUAGAUAACUGGCUUCUUUCGUUGAAAAGCGCCGAAAACCAUUGGAAUUCGUAUGCAAUAACUAUUAUUGCAUAUGCAAAAGAUUUAAAACAAGGAAAAAGAAGGUUGAAGAGAGCACUGAAGUCGGACAACGUGAAAAGUACUGAUGAUGACGUGUGUAAUAUUAAUGAAGAAUCAGUAAUGAUAUUGUGCAAAGAUUCCCUGCAAAAUCAGUUAAAUGCAGUGAAGCCAUUUUUAAUCGUUGACGAAUCUCCUUCGACAAGUUCUUCACGAGCUUUUAUCAAAACAAAAACAAAGAAAAAACAAGAGAUAUCAUCAGCAGAAAAUGUACUUCCUUCAACAUCAAUCGCAAUGCUUCCAGUUAUAAAUGAAGAGACGACAGCCGAGAUUUUGAACGUACAACCGAUUUCAGUGGAUGGGACAGAUUAUAUCGACCAAAAAUUUCAACAGCUCCAGAAAGAACUUACAAACCAAAUUUUAUCCGUCAAAAGAAGUAUUUUGUACGAUUUGGAUAAGAAGAUAAACGAAGUGAAACAUACAAUUAUCAUUAAUCAAUCAAAUGCUAAUUAUCAACCAGAAAGAAGCAUCGAAAAGUUAAAAGAAGCAUUAACAAUUGCUCUAUCAACAAUAUCACUGGAUCACUUUUUACAAUUAGAAAAUUUAUUAAUGGAUUCUCCACAGAACAAAGAAGCAUUGAUGGCUUUGUUCCGUGUACUUAUUAUUACACAAUCCAAUUUGAAAGAAAGCAUUGCUAAAGUAAUGAGUUCAAUAAUGACGAAGGCAGUAGAAUUACAAUAUUCGGGAACAGGAAAAAUAAUUAAUGGACAGUGCUAA
Molecule: messenger RNA, 853 nt
Organism: Odontomachus brunneus
Lineage: Eukaryota; Metazoa; Arthropoda; Insecta; Hymenoptera; Formicidae
Exons: 5
Coding region: 200-853 (217 amino acids)
Source: RefSeq, a predicted model, not a curated record